UUUGGGUUCGGGUACAGAACUGUUAAUAAUACCCGCAGCGACCCGAAUGCUCUGUGGUUUAUAGACUCACAAGACUUCGGCCCCAAGGCGAUCAUACUUCGAAAUCGCUCCCUUCUUCCUCGUUCAGUGAUUUUUCAUAAUGUCUCGCCGAUAUGAUAGCCGAACCACGAUAUUUUCCCCCGAAGGCCGUCUAUACCAAGUGGAGUACGCAAUGGAGGCCAUCGGCAAUGCUGGGUCUGCCAUUGGCAUUCUCGCCAAGGAUGGUGUGGUCCUCGUCGGCGAGAAGAAGGUGACUUCAAAGCUCCUACAAACCUCAAAAUCCACCGAGAAAAUGUACAAAAUCGACGACCAUGUAGCUUGUGCGGUUGCUGGCAUAAUGUCUGAUGCCAACAUCCUCAUCAACACCGCUCGAGUCCAAGCCCAAAGAUACACCUUUUCCUACCAAGAACCCAUGCCAGUUGAGCAACUUGUUCAGUCCCUUUGCGAUACUAAGCAAGGAUACACCCAGUAUGGUGGGCUCCGUCCAUUUGGUGUCUCCUUCUUAUUUGCCGGUUGGGACAAAAACUUCGGCUUCCAGCUUUACAUGAGUGACCCUAGUGGAAACUACGGGGGUUGGAAAGCAGCAGCAAUUGGUGCAAAUAACCAAGCAGCACAAUCGAUGUUGAAGCAGGAUUAUAAGGAGGAGAUUACGAGGGAGGAGGCUGUUGAGCUUGCGAUUAAGGUUUUGAGUAAGACGAUGGAUAGUACGAGCCUUACUGCAGAGAAGCUUGAGCUUGCGCAGGUGUUGUUGUUGCCUUCGGGGGAGGUGAAGUAUGAGGUCUGCUCUCCGGAGGCCCUUGACAAGUUGUUGGUGAAGUCUGGAGUGACCCAACCGACUGCUGAUGCCUCUUAAAGUGAUUCUUGAAUCUGCGCCAGAAUUUACCCUGGUAUAUGCUCUUCUGCUAUGUGGAGAUUCUUUAUGAUAUUAUGGCUCUUGGGUUUGGUCCAAGAGCUUAGUUAUCUUAUAUGGCAGACGAUUUAUGUUACAUUAAAUGUUUGCUUGAAAUGAAUUUGAUCUUCAGUCUUCCAUCAGUUUGCAUUGAGUCACCCAAUAUGGUUGUUCGUUAUGUCAAGAGUAUUUGCUGGGUUUUGCUGAUGGGUGGCACAAUAUUAUUAUUCUUAUCUUUCUAUCUAUUUUCAGAAGUUUCUUACCUGACAGUGUUGAUGCUGUUACGGUCUAUAUGGGUGCUUCACUGGUUACAGUGGCAAUCAGAACUACUGUCCUUAUCACAGUUGCUAAAACAAUGUCUCAUUUGCAUCAA
Molecule: messenger RNA, 1301 nt
Organism: Asparagus officinalis (garden asparagus)
Lineage: Eukaryota; Viridiplantae; Streptophyta; Magnoliopsida; Asparagales; Asparagaceae
Product: proteasome subunit alpha type-4
Exons: 2
Coding region: 140-892 (250 amino acids)
Biological process (GO): ubiquitin-dependent protein catabolic process
Cellular component (GO): proteasome core complex, alpha-subunit complex; cytosol; proteasome core complex
Source: RefSeq, a predicted model, not a curated record